Messenger RNA from Dacryopinax primogenitus, 864 nucleotides. RefSeq lists its product as uncharacterized. The record is from RefSeq and is a predicted model, not a curated record. NCBI's taxonomy places the organism in Eukaryota, Fungi, Basidiomycota, Dacrymycetes, Dacrymycetales, Dacrymycetaceae. Bases 1 to 777 code for a protein of 258 amino acids. The transcript is spliced from 4 exons.
AUGGAGCGCGAAACUGACUCUUCCCUAGACAUCCUCUCCUCCUCCCUCGACCUACUAGGAGCCGCACCAAUACCAGACUUCCCGACCGUCUCAUUCGGCUCACUGGUCGUCUCCCGUCCUCCUCGUGCAGGAAAGGCAAACACGCUCCUUGCGGAUCAGGUGUUCAACCCCGGGCUAGUGACGGCAGAGCGUAUCGAGGCUGGAGGGAUAGACGUGGAGGGCCGAUAUGUCCUGGAGCUGGGAUGUGGAGCAGGCAUCCCCUCACUCGUCGCUGCUUCCCUCACUUCCCACGGACCGGAGAUGGUCGUUCUGACCGACUAUCCCGAUUCAGACCUUAUGGAAGCGCUGCAGGCCAACGUCGAACGAAACAAAGCACAAGUGCGAUGUCCGGUGCACGCGAGGGGUUAUGCCUGGGGAGACGAUGUGAGCGAAUUGCUGUCCUUCCUCCCCCCAAGUAAGGAGGGGUACGACGUUCUCCUUCUCGCGGACCUCUUGCACCUGACACCGCCCAUCUCCCCGCUGCUCACGUCCCUCACUCAUCUGCUCGCCCACACUCCGAGCGCCCGAGCGUACAUAACGAUAGGCACGUACACCAAAGCCAGCGGAGCCGAGGCCUGGCUGGGCGCUGCCCGGGCCGCAGGGCUGGAAUUGGAAGAAUGGGACCUGGGGGUAGAGUGGGAGGGGAGUGAGCUGCAGGGCGUGGGAGAGGUGAGAGGGAAGCAGGCGCACAGAGAUGUGAAGAGGAGUGUGAGGGGGUGGAUUGGGCGCUGGUCCUGAUGGACAUGCGCUUAAUAGCAUCGACAGGCAUCUAAUGUAUGGUCUGGGGGUUUCAAUUUCCGAGAAGAGAACACCUUGCCAUUGAAC